Symbiodinium pilosum is the source of this 2232-nucleotide messenger RNA. Lineage: Eukaryota; Dinophyceae; Suessiales; Symbiodiniaceae. The record is from the annotation of a GenBank genome assembly.
AUGGGAAAGCUGACGAUGCAAUUGGCGCAGUUCAUGACCAACGAGUGCGGGUGGACCCUGCAGGUCUGCGACGCAGGAAAUCUUGGCUGGGCUGGCGAGAUCCGAGAGCAGCAGAUGAAGUUUAAGGCCCCUCACCCGCUGAACUUGGUGGCCCCGCUGGUGAUGAUCGAGCUCCGGCAGGUGGGAUAUAUUGAGAUCAACGGAACCAACUCCCAGGACAUCUUCGAAAAGCUGGGCGGCUUCUUCAAAACAAAGUGGCAGGCAUAUGCCAAGGAGGCAGACCCAAACUACUGCGACCUGAAAUUCGCUACCGAUGCCUUCAAAAGCCGUGGCAGCGAGGGAGAGAACAACAUGGGACAACGAACCAUGGAGUUGGUUGACUUCAUGGUGAAGGAGUGCCAGUGGACCAUGGUCACGUGCAACGGCGGCAACUUCGGCCGUACGGGCGCCAAGCGCGAACAGCAGCUGAUUUUCCGGAACGAUGAGUUCGUUCAGCAUGGUGCGGAUCACAUCAUGGUGGAGCUGCGGACGGUUGGCUACAUCGAGAUCAAUGGACUCCAUGAUGCUGGUGACACAAAGGAGCACCUUAUCAGCUUCAUGGUUGAGCAGUGGGGCUGCAAGGAGUACACCAAGUAUUUCUGGGAGAGUGAUGAGAAGUAUUGCGACUUGAAGUACACGUGCCCGGAUGACUUUUAUUACAGGUACGACCUGGCCAACAACUUGGGGAAGAGGACCCUCGAGCUUGCCAGCUUUCUGGGACAGCAUGGAUGGGCUUUGAUGCUCUGCAAUGGUGGGAGCGUCACCCCGGACCCUCGCCACAGACCCAAUCGCAUCCUACGAGAGCAGCAGGUGAAGUUCACAAAGUCGCCAGAGAAGGCUGCUGCACCACUUCUCCUUGUGGAGUUCAGGACGCAGCCUUACCACGAUGAGCCAGCACGAUGGCAUAGCUACAUUGAAAUUUGCGGGCCUGACACCAAUGGCGUGUAUGACAAGCUGCACCACUUCAUCACUGAAUACAUGGAUGGGCAGAUGUGUGAGACUCCACCCAAUUGUGACAGGCUGUACCAGUUUGAUGGUUUCCGAAUGUACCCGGCAAAGAUAGGUGAGGAAGGACGCUAUGAGGGCCUCAUGAACGGCGAGAGCAACAUUGGUCAGUGGACUAUGCGCAUGUGUGACUACAUGGUUGAUCAAGUGGCCGAGUGGGAUUUGAUUGUUUGCAACAGUGACAACUUGAGCCAAAACUUCCAGCAUGGAAGUGGAGACAACAAGUACUUCAUUGGUGUCACAGCGCGAGAGAUGCAGAUGGUGUUCCGGCACCGGCCGGGCGGGCGUGCCGUGUUCAUGGCCGCUGGGCAAGUGAAGGAGCUUGGUCACCCACCCCUACAGCCGCCGCCUUACUGGACGGAAGAGGGGUGCAUUGCUGGGACCUUGGGCCAAAAGCUGGUCCCGGGCUCAGCGGAGGAGUUGGCCUGGAUGCAGGAGAUCCUGGACAAAACCUUCAAGAACAAGGUCACCCGGGAUCGCAAAGACGGUCAGCCUUUGGCCGAUCGCUUCCGGGCUGUUCAAUGCAUCCGCAGCGAGCAACCGGCCCUUUGGAACCGCUUUGCGGAGCGCCGUCGAGAAGUGGCUGAGAGCUGCAAGGCUACAAUGGGUGUCUUCGAGUCCUUCGCAACACCAAAGACCAUGGAGGCGUGUGAGGCCCUGUCACAACGUUGUACACAUGCCAGCGUUGGGAAUCCGGCCAACCAAGCCUACCUCCUGCACGGCACCAACCCCACCUCGGCUGUGGCAAUCUUGAGUUCCUCGUUUACGGUCAACCUUGCCGGCAAGAGCGCAGGCACGAUGUUUGGCGCCGGUGUCUACCUCGCAGAGAGCUCCACGAAGGCCGACGAGUAUGCGCGAGAUGACAUGGGAGGCGAGUAUGAUGGGCUCUACGCGGUGCUGGUCUGUCGUGCCAUCCUUGGCCGGUCUUACGUCACGGAGAAGGCAGGCGACUUCAGUGACCAAGUCUUGAGUGGCGAGUACCACCAUGUUCUGGGCGACCGAGAGAAGGCUGUCGGCACCUUUCGGGAGUUCAUCUUCUUCCAUGAAGCUUCCAUCUACCCCGAGUAUGCAGUCUUCUACCGCCGCGAGAAGGAUGGCGAGAUCCUCCCUCCGCCGGACCGCGAGCGCGCCCCAAAAAUGAUGGAGAUGGAGACGCCAGAGGACGAGCCAGAAAUGACUGCUGUCUGA